AUGAGUGAGGAGACAGAAAGUGUGCCUCGCCCCCUUUCACCAUUGGUUGAAUUUGAUCAUCGACUUAAAUUACUUACAUCACAAAUGGAUUUAUCAAUUGAGUUUCUCAAGGAUAUGUCAACGUCGUUCUAUAUAGACCUUAUGCGUGGCGUCAAAGCACACAAACGACAUAAAAAUCUUUGGAUUCCAACAGAAUGUCCCUUUAAAAUGUUGGAUUCAUUCAUAUGCAACAUUCCCACUGGUAAUGAAAAAGGUGUUUUUUAUGCUGUAGACUUUGGUGGUUCUAACUACAGAGCUGUCCGAGUUAAAAUUGAUGGGGAUGGUAAACUACAACGAACCCAAUCCAUAUAUACCCUUAAGUAUGUAACUGCAUUUUCUAAAAAGGGAUUGUUAGACAAACAUACUACGGCCACAGAAUUGUUUGACCAUUUUGCACAGAGAAUAGGUGAUGUAAUAAAGGAGGCUGGAGAAUCUGACGAUCCUAAACCUAAGUCAGUUGGUUUUACGUUCUCAUUUCCUUGUACAAUGUCUUCAAAAACUUCAGCGAUUCUCAUAGAUUGGACCAAAGAUUUUGAAACGGGCAGAGCUACUAAUGAUCAAGUUGAGGGCCGUGACGUAUGCGCAUUGUUGGAUAAUGCAUUUGUUCGAAACAAAGUUAAUGCGAAAACCGCUAUUUUAAUUAAUGACACUGUGGGUACACUAUUGUCAUGUUGUUACCAAAAACCAAAAGGGUUUCCAGAUUGUAAGAUAGGGCUAAUAAUUGGUACCGGCUGCAACAUAUGCUAUAUUGAGCCUGAUUACAAGAAAUAUGGAUAUGAGGGGUCAAUUGUUAAUGUUGAAAUGAACAACUAUGACAAAGAACUGCCAAUUACUCCAGUGGAUUUUGCAGUAGAUUGGGAAACUAGUAACAAGGGCAGGGAUCUAUACGAGAAAUUGCUUUCAGGUGCUUAUCUAGGAGAGGUGGUGAGACACUAUAUGAUAUUGUUGCUUAGACAAAAGGCGACGCCAUUGAUGUAUGAAUGGGGAAGUUUUACCUCAUACGAUGCUGGAAUAGUGCUAAAUGAUAAUGAUGAUCUUAAGGAGUCUGCAAGGGUCGCCAAAGAAAAUUGGAAAGCAGAUUUGACAAAAGAAGAACUUAUUGGAUUAAGAAAGGUUUGUGAAGCAACGUUCGAACGUUCGGCAGCUCUUGCAGCUGUGGCAAUAAUUUCCACUGGCAGAAGAGCUAGAGCACAUCCAACUCGCCCAAUAACAUGUGCUAUUGAUGGAUCUUUGUACGUAAAGAAUCCAUGGUAUAAUAAGAAACUUGAGUACUAUGUGGAUGCUGUAUCUAGGAGUGAUUUGAAGGGCAGUAUCGUACUGCUGGCUGCUGAUGAUGGAUCUGGCAAGGGAGCUGCUAUUGCAGCCGCUAUGGAGAAUUGCACAUAA
This is a messenger RNA of Babesia microti strain RI, 1425 nucleotides long. Its product is annotated as Hexokinase. Gene Ontology annotation, biological process: glucose 6-phosphate metabolic process; glycolytic process; intracellular glucose homeostasis. The record is from RefSeq and is a predicted model, not a curated record. Gene Ontology annotation, molecular function: D-glucose binding; glucokinase activity; ATP binding. Lineage: Eukaryota; Apicomplexa; Aconoidasida; Piroplasmida; Babesiidae. Gene Ontology annotation, cellular component: mitochondrion; cytosol. Bases 1 to 1425 code for a protein of 474 amino acids. The transcript has a single exon.